AUGGUCAUCCCGCAUUCUCUUCGGCCGGCUGUUUUGACGCUGUUGCACGAAGGACACCAAGGCAUCAACAGGACGAAAGCUCUCGCUCGAGAGUCCAUUUGGUGGCCUGGCUAUUCGGCAGACAUUACCUCUCUGGUAACUAACAGCGAGCAAUGUGCUUCCACUCGGGUGAACCUUGCAGAGCCCCUGGUCUCCACGGUCCUACCUGGACGUCCCUGGGAACUUGUCGGCAUGGACCUGUUCCACCUCAGCAGCCAGACAUUCAUCUUGGUGGUAGACUACCACUCCAGGUACCCUGAAGUUGUAACCUUGAGGAGCACAACGACUCAGGCAGUCAUCGACGUUCUCAAAAGCAUCUUGGCCCGGCAUGGAAUUCCGCGAGAAGUCAGAUCAGACAACAGUCCACUGUUCUCUUCACGCGAGUUUGCAGCAUUUGCGGCAUCUUACGGCUUUGACCACGUCACCAGCAUCUCGCACUAUGCGCAAUCGAACGGAGAGGCGGAGAGAAUGGUCAGGACCAUCAAGGAGUUGUUUCGCAAAGCAACAGACCCUCAUCUGGCCUUGCUCAGCUACCGGGACACCCCCGGAGUCGAUGGCUUCAGCCCGGCCCAGCUCUUGAUGGAACGACAACUCCGAAUCAAAGUGCCGAAACAGGACUCCCAGUUAUGUCCUCACUGGCCGUCGAGGAAAGACGUGAGGAGAAAAGAUGCAGCCUACAAGCAGAAACAGGCCGCUGACUUUAACAGGCAUCACAGAGCUCAAGAUCUGUCAUUGCUCCGAACAGGCCAGUGUGUCUGGGUAUGA
Messenger RNA from Rhipicephalus microplus (southern cattle tick), 804 nucleotides. RefSeq lists its product as uncharacterized. The record is from RefSeq and is a predicted model, not a curated record. Lineage: Eukaryota; Metazoa; Arthropoda; Arachnida; Ixodida; Ixodidae.